Elgaria multicarinata webbii is the source of this 1071-nucleotide messenger RNA. Its product is annotated as testis-specific serine/threonine-protein kinase 1-like. Gene Ontology annotation, biological process: intracellular signal transduction; protein phosphorylation. The coding region runs from base 1 to 1071 and encodes 356 amino acids. The record is from RefSeq and is a predicted model, not a curated record. Gene Ontology annotation, cellular component: cytoplasm. The transcript has a single exon. Gene Ontology annotation, molecular function: ATP binding; protein serine/threonine kinase activity. Lineage: Eukaryota; Metazoa; Chordata; Lepidosauria; Squamata; Anguidae.
AUGGACGAUGCUGCCGUCAUUAAAAAGAGAGGCUACAUCAUGGGAGGAAAUUUAGGAGAAGGGUCUUACGCGAAGGUGAGAUCUGCGUUCUCUGAACACUUGAAAUUUGACGUAGCGGUAAAAAUCAUCGACCGGAAAAAAGCACCUCUUGACUUUCUGGAGAGGUUUCUUCCGAGGGAAAUUGAAAUCUUGGCCAAAGUGAACCACCGGUCGAUCAUCAAAACGUAUGAGAUCUUUGAGACGUCCGACGGCAAAGUUUACAUUGUGAUGGAGCUCGGAGUCCAAGGAGAUCUGCUGGAGUUCAUCAAGACCAAAGGAGCGAUGCCCGAAGACAUCGCCCGCAAGAUGUUCCGCCAGUUAUGUGCUGCCAUUAAGUAUUGCCAUGAUGCUGACAUCGUCCACCGGGACUUGAAAUGCGAAAACCUUCUUCUGGACAAAGAUUACCACAUCAAGCUCUCGGACUUUGGCUUCUCCAAACGCUUGUCUCGCGACGAUGACGGCAAAAUUAUCUACAGCAAAACCUUCUGCGGUUCCGCCGCUUAUGCAGCUCCAGAAGUGUUGCAAGGCAUCCCCUACGACCCCAAGAUUUACGAUAUGUGGAGUCUAGGGAUCAUCCUGUACAUCAUGGUCUGCGGUUCCAUGCCUUACGAUGACUCCAACAUUCGGAAAAUGCUGAAGAUGCAGAAGGAACACAGAGUGCAUUUCCCCAAGUCGAAGAACCUAACCAUGGAAUGCAAAGACCUUAUCUAUCGCAUGCUUCAACCUGACGUGGCCCGGAGGCUGCGCAUCGAAGAGGUUUUGAGCCAUGUAUGGAUGCAGCCACCGAAAGCCAGGGCAUUGUCGCUCAUUUCCAUCUCAAAAAACGGAGAGUGCUCCCGGACUGCGGGUGAGCAAAAGACAGAACCAAGGACAGAGGGGGAACUGAACCACAAAGCAGAGUCCAAAUCAGUAACGCCCACCCGCUUGGAAGCGGUGGAAGAAGUCGAGGAAAUGGCUGAAACGGGAAAACAGGAAGGCAUUGACGAGAUCAUAGCCCAGUUUGAAACCAACCUCCAACACCAACUGGACUGA